AUGUCGCAAUCCGGAGCAACCGUCUCGGGCGAGUGCGUGUCCGCAUACAACGACCUCAAGCUUGCCAAGAAGUACAAGUACAUCAUCUUCAAGCUGUCCGAUGACCUUAAGGAGAUCGUUGUCGAGGAAGCCAGCGCCGAUAAGGACUGGGAGAACUUCCGUGAGAAGCUACUAACUGCGACAACGACAUCUAAGACUGGUGCUACCGGCAAGGGACCCCGUUAUGCCGUCUACGACUUCGAGUACAGCCUGGCUUCUGGCGAGGGUGACCGAAACAAGCUUACCUUCAUUGCCUGGUCACCGGAUGAUGCCGGCAUCAAGGCCAAGAUGGUGUACGCCUCGUCCAAGGAUGCCCUAAAGCGUGCCCUGAACGGUAUCGCCGUCGAGCUGCAGGCCAACGACACCGAUGACAUCGAAUAUGACUCCGUGCUGAACAAGGUCAGCAAGGGCAUGGCUGGCUAA
This is a messenger RNA of Phaeoacremonium minimum UCRPA7, 462 nucleotides long. RefSeq names its product putative cofilin protein. The transcript has 6 exons. Bases 1 to 462 code for a protein of 153 amino acids. Lineage: Eukaryota; Fungi; Ascomycota; Sordariomycetes; Togniniales; Togniniaceae. Gene Ontology annotation, biological process: actin filament severing; actin filament depolymerization; cell motility. Gene Ontology annotation, molecular function: actin filament binding. The record is from RefSeq and is a predicted model, not a curated record. Gene Ontology annotation, cellular component: actin cytoskeleton; actin cortical patch; cytoplasm.